CUCACGCCCAAAUACAUUUCAGUUUGGCGCCAAUUUCUCGUCUUCUAAACAGUGAGCCCUCGCCGCCGUCCACCUCCGCCUCCGGGAAUCAAAAUGCAGCGGCAGAAAUCGAUACUUUCGUUCCUCAAAAGACCUGAAACCUCGAGCGCAAGCAAACCGGUCGUUCUGGAUGCUUCCGAUGAAGAAGUUAAAGGAACCGACACUCCGCCCGAGAAGGUUCCGCGUAAGAUCUUUGCCGAUAGCCGACCGUCGCUUUUCUCCAGCAUCAAACACAAGUUUUCAAAAGCCGAUUUCAGUCAAAAUACUUCAUCUCACUCCAGGUUCAACUUGGAUAAUGUUUCAAGCGUUCAAUCUCUUCCCCUGAAAUUGGACGGGCCAGAAGUUUUGUGCAAUGAACGUUCAGUCACAAUCCAACCCAAAGAGCAAAAUAUAUUCAGUGCAAGCAGACCACUGGGUUCUGCUGGAGACAAAAGUGGUUCAUUUUUAUCCGCUUUGGAGGAUGAUGUUCUUGGGCCAGACACACCAGGCAUGAGACCUCUUAUCCCUAGGUUAAAGCGAGUCCAGGAGGAUAUUAGUAAUUUCAGGGACAAGGUUGAUUUUUCUCUACCAGAUAACAGGAAAAAAGCAAAAAUUCAUCAGUCUUCCAAUGUUUCAAAGAAUGUUCUUGAUGAGGACACUGAAACGAUCAGCAAGUUUGAAUGGCUACAUCCAUCUCGACUCAAGGAUGCAAAUGGAAGAAAGCUAGGGGACCCUCUUUACGAUAAGAGGACGCUUUACAUCCCUCCUGAUGCUUUGCGAAAAAUGUCAGCAUCUCAAAGGCAGUAUUGGGAUGUCAAACGCCAGUAUAUGGAUGUGGUUGUCUUCUUUAAAGUGGGAAAAUUCUAUGAGCUCUAUGAAUUAGAUGCUGAAAUUGGUCACAAGGAACUUGAUUGGAAAAUAACACUUAGUGGUGUUGGAAAAUGUCGACAGGUUGGCGUAUCUGAGAGUGGAAUUGACGAUGCCGUUCAGAAAUUGAUAGCCCGUGGGUACAAGGUCGGUCGAAUAGAACAACUUGAGACAUCAGAACAAGCAAAAUCCAGGGGCUCGACAUCUGUUAUUCAGAGAAAGUUGAUUAGUGUACUCACUCCUGCAACCACGUGUGAGGGCAAUAUUGGGCCUGAUGCUGUUCAUCUUCUUGCCAUAAAAGAGGAUGGUCUGCUGGGGAAUGGUUCAAGUAUAUUUGGGUUUGCAUUUGUGGAUUGUGCUGCCUUAAAAUUUUGGGUUGGUUCUAUCAGCGACGAUGCAUCAUGUGCAGCUUUGGGGGCUUUGCUAAUGCAAGUGUCGCCAAAGGAAAUUAUUUAUGAAGGCCUAGGGCUGUCUAAAGAUGCUCAGAAAGCUCUUAAAAAGUACAAUUUGACAGGAUCAACUUCUUCCCAACUAAAUCCAACUGAUGCUUUUGGCGAAGCCUUGGAAGUCAGAAAUAUUAUUGAAACAAAUAGAUAUUUUAGCGGGUCUUGUGAUUCAUGGCACCGGAUACUCGAUGGAGUUGUGCACCGUGAUCCUGCAUUAUGUGCCCUGGGCGGACUUAUUAAUCAUCUAUCAAGAUUGAUGUCAAAUGAGGUCCUUCGCAAUGGAGAUAUUUUUUCUUAUGAAGUGUAUAAGGGUUUCCUCAGAAUGGAUGGCCAGACGUUGGUAAAUCUAGAGAUUUUCAAUAAUAAUGCUGAUGGUGGCCAAUCAGGUACCCUGUACAAAUAUCUUAACAAUUGCAUAACACCAUCUGGUAAGAGGCUCUUAAGGAACUGGAUAUGCCAUCCUCUUCAAGAUGUAGAUAAAAUAAACUGCAGGCUUGCUGUGGUUGAGGACCUGAUAGCACAUUCCGAAAUUACACUACACAUUGCCCAAUCUCUUCGCCAGCUUCCAGAUUUGGAAAGGUUGCUUGGACGUGUAAAGUCUAGCUUCCAGUCUUCCUCAAUACUGUUGUUGCCCUUAAUUGGCAACAAAUUAUUGAAACAGCGAGUAAAAGUCUUUGGUUCACUCAUAAGAGGGCUGCGAAGUGGAAUGCAAAUGUUAUUGCCUUUGCAAGAGCAUGAUAUCAUGACAUCUUCGUUAUCGAAAGUGAUAUCCCUUCCUAUGCUAAGUGGCAGCGAGGGGCUUGAUAAAUCCCUGGCUCAGUUUGAAGCAGCAAUAGAUAGCGACUUCCCCAAUUACCAGAAUCACAAUGUCACAGAUUCGGAGGCUGAAACAUUAUCAAUAUUGAUGGAGUUGUUUGUUGAGAAGGCAACUCAAUGGGCUCAAAUGAUACAUGCCAUAAACUGCAUUGAUGUACUAAGAUCCUUUGCUAUUUCUGCAAUUUCUUCUUGUGGGGCGAUGUGUAAACCUACAGUUUUGCCUCACUCUAAAUUUGCAAAUCCAUCCUCGGAUGCAACGUGUCCUAUACUUCGAUUGAAAGGGUUGUGGCAUCCUUAUGCCCUUAGUGAGAGUGGUGGACUGCCUGUGCCGAAUGACAUCUAUCUUGGAGGAGAUGGAAGUAGUUACUUACCUGGCACAUUGUUAUUGACUGGGCCGAACAUGGGUGGGAAGUCAACCCUCUUACGUGCAACUUGUCUGGCUGUUAUACUGGCUCAGCUAGGCUGUUAUGUGCCUUGUGAAACGUGCACUCUAUCAGUUGUAGACAUCAUAUUCACCCGACUAGGUGCAGCAGAUAGAAUCAUGACAGGGGAGAGUACCUUUCUUAUUGAGUGCACAGAGACGGCAUCAGUUUUGCAAAAUGCUACACCGAACUCGCUUGUUCUUCUUGAUGAGUUGGGUCGAGGAACGAGUACUUUUGAUGGAUAUGCUAUAGCAUAUGCUGUAUUCCGACAUCUCGUUGAAUCAGUGAACUGCCGUUUGAUGUUCGCAACACACUACCACUCUCUCACAAAGGAGUUUGCAGCCCAUCCACGUGUCAAACUUCAACACAUGGCGUGCUGUUUCGACUGGACAUCCAAAUCCACAACACCAUCACAGUCCAACCAAAAGCUAAUCUUUCUCUACAGACUAGCCUCCGGUGCAUGCCCAGAGAGCUACGGCAUGCAAACAGCUCUCAUGGCUGGGAUUCCCAGCUCGGUAAUUAAAUCAGCCUCGGAAGCUGGUGAAGUCAUGAAGGAAAUAGUCGCCGGAAGUUUUAAGAAGAGCGAGCAAAGGGAGAACUUCUCCACAUUGCACGAAGAGUGGCUCAAAUCCCUUUUAUCCAUUUCAACCACAUCGUCGGCUGAUUUCGAUGACGAUGCGUUCGAUUUCUUGUUUUGCCUGUGGCAUGAACUGAAGAGAUCUUGUAAGUGAUUCCAUUCCAGCCCCCCUUUUUCCUUAUUUACUUGUUAUCUUUCUCUACGUUCGAAUGAAAUGUGUGUGAAGGGCAUUUUGGUCUUUUGAACAGAGUAAGAACAUCGCAUGCAUAACAGGGGAAUGUUUGUGUAAGUUAUUGCUGUGAGUCUGUGGCUCAGUAAAAACACAACUUAUGGUUUUAGGUGCAUUUCCCAUAUAAUCCUAUUAUGCAUAUUCCUUUUCAGCUGAAUUAUUAGUUUCUUCUGGUCCCGAUUUCGUAAUAACCUACUAAAUUAUUAGUUCGUUAAUUUAAUAGAAUUCUG
Molecule: messenger RNA, 3605 nt
Organism: Erythranthe guttata (spotted monkey flower)
Lineage: Eukaryota; Viridiplantae; Streptophyta; Magnoliopsida; Lamiales; Phrymaceae
Gene: MSH7
Product: MUTS homolog 7
Biological process (GO): mismatch repair
Cellular component (GO): nucleus; MutSalpha complex
Molecular function (GO): mismatched DNA binding; ATP binding; ATP-dependent DNA damage sensor activity
Source: RefSeq, a predicted model, not a curated record